CCAACCAACACCAAAAUGGCAACCACCAUCACCAUCCCCACGUCCUACGAGACCCAGCCCACGCAGCACAUCAAGCUCUCGCACCACCCGGCCGGCUCACCCACCGCGACCCCCGUCAUCCUCGUCACGCUGAACAGACCCGAGAAGCGCAAUGCGUUCACGGGCACCAUGGCCACGGAGCUGGAAUGGGCCUUCACGACCCUCGACCGCGACGAGCGCGUCAAGGUCAUCGUCCUGACCGGUGCAGGCGACACCUUCUGCGCGGGCGCCGACCUGGAUAUCGGGUUCCCUGACAACAAGCAGGAGAGGCCGAUUGAUCAUCGUGAUAGCGGUGGCAGAGUCGCCCUCGCCAUCCACCGAUGCCGCAAGACCACCAUCGCCGCUAUGCAAGGCUCCGCCGUGGGCGUCGGCAUGACCAUGACUCUUCCUGCUACCAUUAGAAUUGCCCACCAAGACAGCAAAUACGGCUUCGUCUUCGCCCGCCGCGGCAUCACCAUGGAAUCCUGCUCCGCCUACUUCCUGCCCCGACUGAUCGGCUACUCGCGGGCCAUCUACCUCGUCGCCACGGGGCAGGUCUUCCCCCCGACCGCGACGCAUUUCGACGGCCUCUUCGCCGAGACCUUCCCGCAGCGGGAUCAGGUGCGGGAGCAGGCGCUCGCGCUGGCGGACGAGAUCGCGUCGAACGUCAGUCCGAUGGCGGCGGUGUUGAAUCGCGCGCUGAUGUGGCGGGGUCCCCACUCGGCGGAGGAGGCGCAUCUUCUGGAUUCGAGCGUCCUGGCGCAUAUGUUUGCUUCGGAGGACCAGAGAGAAGGGGUUCGAGCUUUCUUGGAGAAGAGAAAGGCUAAUUUUCGGGCGACACUGGAGGAACACGGACCGGAGAAUUAUCCUUGGUGGGCUGAGGUGCACGUUGAUCGGAAGCCGGCUGCUGUGGGGGAGUCUAAGUUGUAG
Molecule: messenger RNA, 948 nt
Organism: Aspergillus aculeatinus CBS 121060
Lineage: Eukaryota; Fungi; Ascomycota; Eurotiomycetes; Eurotiales; Aspergillaceae
Product: enoyl-CoA hydratase/isomerase family protein
Exons: 4
Coding region: 16-948 (310 amino acids)
Source: RefSeq, a predicted model, not a curated record